This is a messenger RNA of Clupea harengus (Atlantic herring), 1621 nucleotides long. It is a transcript of the gene nuf2, whose product is annotated as UF2 component of NDC80 kinetochore complex. The record is from RefSeq and is a predicted model, not a curated record. Gene Ontology annotation, molecular function: protein-containing complex binding. Lineage: Eukaryota; Metazoa; Chordata; Actinopteri; Clupeiformes; Clupeidae. Gene Ontology annotation, cellular component: Ndc80 complex; kinetochore. Gene Ontology annotation, biological process: mitotic spindle organization; kinetochore organization; attachment of mitotic spindle microtubules to kinetochore.
AAAGCAAAACUGACGUGGAUAAAGCAGCACCUGCGAAAUUGCCAACGCGGAAGGGACGAAUGACAGCACAUUUGUGAGGUGUCAGCAGUAAUAAUUCUAUAGUGGAGUCUGGUACCAGACCUGUACCAAAGAAGGAGCAAAUGGGAAGUGACGACAGAAGCGCCAAAAAUCAAAUUUUCUCUAGAGGACUACCAGCUGUAAGGAAUUAAUCUGCAAAUAAAAAGCGACGAAGAAGAAGCUGCAGAGGUGAUGUCGGACAGCGCAAAUACAUUCCCGGGUUACAAGCCGGAUGCACUAGUCCAGUUCUUCCGUACAGAGGUACUUAUUGGUCAAGAGGCCAAACAUUUCACUAAAGGUGAUAUAACACCAACACCUAAGCCAGAUGUCAUACAGCGGCUAUACAUGAGGGUGCUGCAACUGGUGAUACGCAUCAAGCCAGAAUCCCUCUAUCUGGUGCCUUUGUCUGAAAACAUCCAGUAUCCUUUACUGCAUGAGGGGAUGGCACCCAUCAUGAAUCUCUUCUUACGCAUGCGCCAAUUCCUGCCAAUGUGCCAUGUGUAUGACUUUUCUCUCAGUGAUCUGCUAACUCCUAAGACCAAACAGACAAUCACUGUUCUGAGUGGCAUCAUGAAUUUCCUCCACUUCAGGAAACAGAGGACGGAAGAGACUGCAGCACAUCAGCACAACUUUCGGGAGAACCUAGACAGACAGAAAGCCUGCAAACAUGGGAUCAAGGAUGCAGAGAAACGAAUAAAGGAGCUAACGACCAUCCCUCCGGAACAGCAGGCCGAAGCCAAACAGCUGGACAAAGCUCUGGCUGAACUACACGAGAGUACGUCACAGGCGUACCAGGAAGUGAAUAACCUAAAGGCUGAAGUCAGCGAAGGAAAGAAUGAAAGUAUCGAGCGGAUGCAGAAACUGAGUCAGCUGAAGACCGAUGCGAGUGCCCUCAAAGAGGCGAUCAGCAGGCUCAAGUCUCAGAUCGUGGAGUCGCCCGAGGAGCUCAAGAACGAGAUGACGAAGAUGAAGGAGAACAUCAAAACCAUCAAAAACUCUAAAGAGCUGGCGGAUGAGAGGCUGGUGGAGAGGCAGAUCAAUGUGCAGGCGGUGCAGCAGAGCGAAGUGGAGCUCCAGCUCCUGUACAAACUGCUGCAGGACCUCCAGACCAGCAUGACCAAGGCCCACCGCCAGCAGGAGGAGAUUCAGCAGCUGGCGUCUGAGUACGAGCGGUGUCUGAAGGAGAUGAAGGCCGUGGGCAUGGAGGAGGCGCAGCUGAAGAGGGCGCAAGCCAUGAAACAGGACAAGGAGUCGAAGCAGCACAUCCGCCGGCAGAAGAAGAAGGAGAUGAAGGACCACCACCUUCGCGACGUCAUGGGGGAGUAUGACCGGGUCCAUCUGAAGCGUGAGGAGGUGGUGGAGCUGAUCGCCGACCUGAGGAGGGAAACCCAGCAGUUCAGGACCAAGAUGCAGGUCAUGAGGGACACCUGCAACCAGGAGAUUGAGAAGGCACAGGCCAUGUACGACCACCUGUUAAGCAGCCUGGAUCAGUUCCACAAGCGCAUUGAAAAUCACGUCGUCGAGGGCAACGCAUAUAUUCACAAAAUAAAGCCACAUUUCUAGA